GCUGACAAACAAUUUGUAGACUGGACCUAAGUCUCAGAUCAAUCUCAAACCAACUAUUUCAGCAAUGUGCAGAUUUGUGUUUUCUAUCUGUACGUUUGGAAUUGUUUUAUCAUGUUUCAGUCACCAUAUUUCUGCCAGAUUUACUGAUGACUUACUGCAAUCAUCAAGCAACAGGGCCAAUACAUCUUCAAGACACACCAGAGGAGCUGAUACCCCCGCUCCUAUUGACUGUAAACUCAAGAGCUGGACGCAGUGGUCACCUUGUGAUUCAUGUCGAGAUAGGACGAUUCGUUUCCAGUACUUGGAACGAGCGUCUCAGUUCGGUGGUCAGAAGUGUGUGCACAGUCAGUGGGAUGAAAGACAAUGUCCAGAAGAGGGCGAGUGUCAACUACAAGACAACCACUGCGGGGACAUGUUUGCUUGUGGGCCCAAAGGGCGCUGUGUUGGACAGCAGCUCCGAUGCAAUGAUGAAAUAGACUGUGUAAAUCAGAAAGAUGAGACUGACUGUGAAGUGAUAAACAGAAGAGAAACCAAAUGUACCGGCAUGUUGACCAUACCAGGAGCUGAAAAAGCCACUCAAGGAUAUAAUGCUUUAUCUGCUGAUUUUAUGAAUCGUGUUCUGGACCCAACAUACUUUGGAGGCGUUUGUGAAUACAUCUAUAAUGGAGAGUGGCGGAAACUCACGUACGAUCCUUUCUGUGAAUACCUCAGUUAUGAUGAUGCUGAAAAAUAUUACCGGAAACCUCACAACUUCCUCUCAUAUCAAAUAAUGGCACAAGCGACUACAGAGGAAGCAUCAGAUUAUUAUGAGGAUGCUGCUGGCUUUCUCAUGGCAAGACAGAGAGAAAUAUCCUUUAACGCUGGUGUGUCAAUGAGAGUCGCUUUUCUGGAAACUGGUCGAGAACAUAGUGCUGAAUUCAAGUUUCUACACAACAUAUCACAAUACACUAAUAAGGAGGUGGGAUUUGUCAGGCUGUUGUCAAAAGUACAAACAGCUCAGUUUAAGAUGAGAAGCAGAGACUUGACUCUGGACGAGGACAUGCUCUGGGCUCUGGGUGAUCUGCCUGAUCAGUAUGAUUUUGGUGCAUAUUCCCAGUUUUUCAAUGAAUAUGGCACACACUAUGUCACAGAGGGUACCAUGGGUGGAGUCCUGGAUUAUGUUGCUGUUGUGAACAAGAAUGCCAUGCAAAGAAAUGAAAUGACUGGGUUACAAAUUGGAUCGUGCCUUGGUUUAUCUUUGGGACUGACAGUCGACCAGUCUAUAACAAUUUCAUCAAAAGGAAAAUUAUGUGAAAAAGUUGGAACAAAGACAGCGACUGGUGAUCAGUCCAGCAGUGCUAUUGAGGAUGUGUUGGGCUUUGUGAAGGGUGGACACACUGGCUCCAGCACUGGAAGUUUGGCUAUCAAAGAUGCCAAAAGUUACCAGGGCUGGGGAAAGAGUCUCAAAUACAACCCUGCGCUAAUUGAGUUUGAGGUUUCACCGAUAUAUGAGCUGGUGCGUUUAAGCACAGCAGCCGAGCAGCUUCGCACAAAGCUGCCCCAUCUGAAGAUGGCAUGGGAAGAGUACAUGCAGAACUUCAACCCGUGUCUCUGCGUCCCCUGUAUGAAUAAUGGCAUUCCUGUGCUGUCCAGGACAGACUGCAGUUGUAUAUGUAAAAAUGGUUACAGAGGUGAGGCCUGUGAGGAGACGGAAAGAAAAGGUCCUACACAUGGAGACUGGAGCUGCUGGAGCUCCUGGUCCCCAUGUGUGUCUGCAACAAAGACACGAAAACGGGAAUGCAGUAACCCCCCGCCAAAAGAUGGUGGCCUGCCUUGUCAAGGAAGCAGUAAUCAGAAGAAACGUUGCUAAAAUCUAAAUAUACUCAUGUUGACAGUGUCCUGUCAUUUUAUACUAGCAUAAUGCCACUUCUGUCUGCUUUCUGUCUGCUGGUUUGGAUUUACCUUUACCAGUUAAUGUUGUUCAAUUUAGUUAAAAUAUGUUACUUUUUUUGUAUGACCUGAUUUCAAGUCCUGGCUUAUGGUCCUUUUCCGUUCAUGUUCCCCUCUUUCCUCUUCAAUUGCUGUCUCUCGCUAUACUGUCAUAUCAACAUGAAGGCAGAAAAGCACAUAGAUAUAACUUGAAAAAUAAAGAAAAUUUACAUUUUAAGGAAAAAUUAACUUAAAAA
Messenger RNA from Onychostoma macrolepis, 2165 nucleotides. It is a transcript of the gene c8a, whose product is annotated as complement component 8, alpha polypeptide. Bases 65 to 1849 code for a protein of 594 amino acids. The record is from RefSeq and is a predicted model, not a curated record. NCBI's taxonomy places the organism in Eukaryota, Metazoa, Chordata, Actinopteri, Cypriniformes, Cyprinidae. Gene Ontology annotation, cellular component: membrane attack complex. Gene Ontology annotation, molecular function: protein binding. Gene Ontology annotation, biological process: immune response. The transcript has 11 exons.